This is a messenger RNA of Exophiala viscosa, 792 nucleotides long. RefSeq lists its product as uncharacterized. The coding region runs from base 1 to 792 and encodes 263 amino acids. The transcript has 3 exons. NCBI's taxonomy places the organism in Eukaryota, Fungi, Ascomycota, Eurotiomycetes, Chaetothyriales, Herpotrichiellaceae. The record is from RefSeq and is a predicted model, not a curated record.
AUGUCGGGUUCAAAGAAGACCUUUCCUAUGUGCGGCGUCUCAUAUGUGAGCCGCAUCGAGCACGAAUACCUUCAUAGUAAGAAGUUGUCCGUUUGUGCCAAUUGUCUGGCUUUAGGCUUUCAAAAGCCUCUCAAACGUUGCAACGGAUGCUUGUUGAUUGAUUAUUGCUCCAAAGAGUGCCAAAAAGCUCACUGGUCCAGGCACAAGUCGUUUUGCAAUCUUGUGCAAGGCAAAGGGGCGGAGAAUGCUUUUCUGUCUUCCUUCAGCCGCGAUGAGGUAUUGAGGAUGAUUAUCGACGCUUAUCGAUUGAGAGUCGAAACCGAUCAUCUAUCGCGGGAGGAGGACCAUGGUAUAUAUUAUCCCGGAAAGCCCAUUGACGACUUAGUCUGGGCCAAGGGCGAUGCACUCGAGGAUUUUCAGCGGUUUCUUGACUUGUUGGAAGGCUCCCACAUCCUGCCUAAAUGGUGGCAUAGCGAAGAUCGCAUGGAAUGUCUCUCACUAGCAAUCGAAAAGGACGAUCCGGAAUCAAUCUUCAAGCCUCUCAAUCAAGCUGAGCUUCCGACCCGAUAUGGGGGAGACAUGUCCAUACGUGUGGCACUUUCGAUCCUCGCAGAAAUGGUCGUCGGUUAUGACGGCAAAGGUACAGCAAAAGACGACACUUGGUUUCAAGAAUUUCAGGAAUUCCUCGAUCUCCAUCCUCAGGAAAGAGCUCGCCUAAUCAAGGGUAGCAUAGAAAUGGCAGAACAGGUCUUAAAAGAGCAUGGAAGCCAUUUUCAGGAAAGUUCGACCUAA